Molecule: messenger RNA, 1143 nt
Organism: Protopolystoma xenopodis
Lineage: Eukaryota; Metazoa; Platyhelminthes; Monogenea; Polystomatidea; Polystomatidae
Source: the annotation of a GenBank genome assembly
UCCGCAGAUAAGACCAUAUCGCAGGGGUCUCUCAAGCAUCCGCCUACACAAGCCCAAACUGAUCUCUCUGAUGGUCGUCAAACCGCACCUCACCCCUUCCAAUCAACGACUAAGCCAAUCGGGGCAGACGACAAGAUUGAGUCAUCUUUCACCUGUGCCCAGUUUUAUCCUCCCGACCAUCAGGAGUCGAGUGACAUCAAAGUGCCUUUGUCAGCACCAGGUUUGUUGGUCUUCAAUGAUCAUUUGCCCGUCGGAGCGGGCAAUGCAGUCAGUGAAAAGUCGCCUUCAAGACUGUUGAUCCCGACGACGACCAGUGAUCCCAACUGGUUGACCAGCCUUUUCCAGCCUCCCAGGCCGCGUUGUGUACCAGGGAAAGCAGAUCAUCUACAGGGCGAUAUGCAGAGGUGUCUGCUCAACACCGCUAAGCUGGAACAGUUCAACAAUGGUCUUCUGUUGCUCGACGACUGCACAGACACGAAUGGCCUCCUCGACGACCUUGUAGCCGGACACGCAGAGUCGACAGGUCGGAUUGCUCAAAAUGGCUGCGGUAGCGCAGAAGGUGUGGGCAGUCGUGGAGACGAAGUGGAAGGGGCAGAGGGAGGCGAAAGGGAAACUAGUGGUCUGGGAAGCAUAACCACCGAUUAUGAAGAGACCAACUGUGAACUAGUGCUUUCGGCCAGUCUACCCGGCUUGUCACAAUUGCUUUUCAACCCAACCCCAGGAAAGAGGGCCACUUUGAAGGGUCCACUGCCGGCUGCUUUCAUAUCGAGCUUGCGUAAGGACAAAGCAAAAUCAGGCAACAAGACCAAUUCGUCACCUUGUCCCUGCGAUUGCGCCACCAGUAAGGCUAAAUACACCCAAAUCGCUACAAUGGGAAGGCACAUUCCCACUUGGCCCGCAGAUUAUGGGAAUGAGAUCGCAUUAGAUUGUUACAAUAAUCUGGACCCUACAGAAGAGGGACAAGCGGCAAUGAUGGGGCUAAACUGUGGAAGUCAAGGCGUCGACGCAUCGAGUCAGGCUAGUGACAAAAGGAGAGAUUUGUCGUUGCUGAGAUCCAAUUUAUGCGGAUCUCAGACAACGCUUGAAAUGGGUAAGCGCAAGCCCAGAACUGCUUCUGUACGAUUCUCACCCACCACUAAAUAA